Corticium candelabrum is the source of this 1918-nucleotide messenger RNA. RefSeq names its product TAF6-like RNA polymerase II p300/CBP-associated factor-associated factor 65 kDa subunit 6L. The record is from RefSeq and is a predicted model, not a curated record. Lineage: Eukaryota; Metazoa; Porifera; Homoscleromorpha; Homosclerophorida; Plakinidae. Gene Ontology annotation, molecular function: transcription coactivator activity; protein heterodimerization activity; RNA polymerase II general transcription initiation factor activity. Gene Ontology annotation, cellular component: SAGA complex; SLIK (SAGA-like) complex; transcription factor TFIID complex. The coding region runs from base 18 to 1619 and encodes 533 amino acids. Gene Ontology annotation, biological process: transcription initiation at RNA polymerase II promoter; RNA polymerase II preinitiation complex assembly. The transcript has 12 exons.
CUGGGUAAGUUGACACAAUGAACCAUUGUCGGUUCGUUCUCGUUCCUAAGUCAUCGGUGCGGCUUCAAGUUGAUGGAACAUGUGGAUGUGAACUUUCAGAAGACAUUGCAGAAUUAGUUGCGGAGGAUGUCAGCUAUCGUCUGCGAGAGGUCACUCAGACCGCAUCUGAAUAUAUGAGGCAAGCUAAACGUGCGAAGCUGACUACUGAAGACAUGAACAGCGCUAUGUUAUUGGGAAAUGUUGAGCCAAUCUAUGGAUUUCGAUCAAUUGAUCAGAUGCUAUUUAGAAGUGUCGGUGCAAAGGGUGAGGAAGUUUUCUUUUCGGAGGACAAGGACAUUACUUUGAAGGAAACAUUGGCUGAUCACCCAGUUUCAGCUUUCAAAGCAAGCCACGUGGGAAUUCGAAGCCAGUGGGUUGCUAUUGAAGGAGUUUCAGCAGCAGCCAGGAAGGACUUUCUUGACAUGUCUGGCAAUUACUUUGCUGUGAAGAGAAACUUGACAGAGAAAACGAAGAAUUACUACAUGGAGUUAUGCUCUGCCAUUUUGGGCCGCGACAGUGAAGAAAUUCAGGUUGCAAUAAGUGAGCUUAGUGUCAGCCCAUAUGUGUCUCACAUUCUACCUCAUUUGGUCAAUUUUGUCACUACUUCAAGCUCUAAUUUGAUUGUGUCAUGUCCAGACACGCCAGUCAACACAGAUACUUUGGUGGACAUGGUUAGAGUCAUUGCUGCUCUUACUGAAAACAAUGCUGUUUCAAUUCAUCCUUAUGUGUUAGAUCUUAUUGCUGUGUGUAAGCGAUGUGCAACUGAUGCUGCUAUAGUCAGUUCUUCAAGCUGUAUUCAUGACCAUUGGAUUCUGCGAGAACGUGCUGCUUCUGCAACAGCUAGACUUAUUGGACGAAAUGGUCUUCUGGAGUCUGAUGUGUGUGAGCAGUUGUUGAUGAGUUACCAAGAGUUACUUGCAGCUAGUACUUCACAGCUUGCCUGCUUAUAUGGUGCCAUCAGUGGGAUAGCAGCAUUUGGACUUCCUGCUGUUGGUAAAUAUCUGAUCCCUUGUACUGGAACUCUUGUUUCAUGUACUGAAGCUCAUUUGGGUGGGAUAGCUGAGCUGGAUGCUAUUAUGGUUCAAGGCGCACUCAAGGUUGCGGUUGGACAGGUACUAAAGUCAGGCUUGUGGUCAGUAGACCAACCUGCAGUUGCGACAGUUCUAAGCAAAUCAACUUGCAGAGUAUUAUUGGAUGCAGAUGAUGAAAUAUGUGGUUCUCAAUUGAAUUCUGAAGCUGUGCUAAACCUACUUGGAGACAGCCUAACUCUACAUGAAGUGCCUUCAUAUGAAACUUGCGUAAUGACGACACCUAUGAGCAAUUUAUGCUCUGAUGAAUGUCAUGAAAUUGAAGAGACUGCAGAUGGGACAAUGUGGGAAUCAGCUGACUUUUGUGAAAAGCCAACAUUACUAUUGCAGGAAGACCAAGGAAAACAGAUGGAUGACAUUUCAGUUGAAAGUCACACUGUGUUAUGUCAUGAUCAGGAAAGGGAUCCAGUUCAGUUCAAGAUGAAACCAAGUAUGUUGUAUUUGACCCAAUCUGUUGGGUGGAAGCAAGCAAAACAUGUUCAUAGAAUAUGAAUCAGAAAGCUGCGUUGAUUCAUUUUGUGUUGUUUUGUUUUGUUUCUUUGCACCAGACAAUCAAACUCCUAGUAUCCUACCUGAGCAAUUGACUUUAUAACCUUAGGGUUAUUAAUUAAUGGCAUAUUAGAGGAGUGGACAAUGGUUACAUGUUGUUUUACUUGCUAAUUUAACGAAUUUACUGAUUAAGCUCACUUGUGCAGAGUUUGCCCACUAAUAUGCGGGUUUUUAGUUAUACACUGUAUUCAUCAAAUCUGUAGCUACCGAUACCUAUAUCUAAAUCUAGAUCAGAUUGUAUA